Messenger RNA from Nomia melanderi (Alkali bee), 4015 nucleotides. RefSeq names its product calpain-7. The record is from RefSeq and is a predicted model, not a curated record. Lineage: Eukaryota; Metazoa; Arthropoda; Insecta; Hymenoptera; Halictidae. Gene Ontology annotation, molecular function: calcium-dependent cysteine-type endopeptidase activity. Gene Ontology annotation, biological process: proteolysis.
AUAUUUUGACAUGUGUUUCAUAUUUUGGAUCACUUUAACAUACCUUCGUCUAUAGGAUCGAGGGGGACCCCAAAAGUCACAUAAUUCUCAUCCUCAGAAUCACUCAUUUUCAGCACAGAACGUUUAACUAAUAGUAAAUAAAAAUGAACAAUAGAAAGAUAAAUAAUUUAUCACCAAUUUAUGAAACUGACAAAAACAGAACAUUUAAGGUUAUAAAAGAAACGCGUAUACAUCUUAUAAUAACAUUAUUUAUCGGUAGAUUAACAAGUUUUCUGUUGUUCUAUUUAAACAAAACAACUUUUCGCUUAGAACGAUUGAAAUUCUGGAAAUACACUAAUCGAAUUCUUUAAUAUAUAAAAUAACUUUUCCGAUCUUCCUACAUAAUGUCCCACAGACAGUUUACUUGACAAAGAGAUUCAGAUUUUCUGAAUCAGAAUGUUACUACGACUGUUUGUUAUGUUGAAAAAUAUUAUAAAUUCGGGGUUUGAUUAUAAUUAAUUUAAUCAGAAAUUGUAAUCAAAAGUUAAAAAAUUUAUAAUUACUUACAUCAGAUCAUAUUAGAUACAUCAAAUGUUACUACGUUAAACCUAACCUAUACAGUUUGUUAUGAAAAGAUAAGAGCUGUCAUUAAUUUGUAUAAACUGUUGAAAAGAUUUUUAGGUUAAAUGUAAGUGAGAUUGAAAGAGGUUAAAAGAUAUAAUAGAUAAAUAUUAAUAUAAAACUGUAAUGCUUAUGUAGUCAUACUUGUUAAUUUAAUAAUAAGAAUUUACACAAUGACUUUAAAAGAUGCACAGAAUGCAGCCCGGAAAGCUGUACAAUUUGAUAGUAACAGUCAAUACAAGCAAGCUUUAUAUUAUUAUAAUAUUGCUGUUAAAUGUCUAACUAAGUUACAAGACUCUUUAUAUGAUCAGAAAAUCACAGAAUAUCAAGAUAGAAUAACGACAAUACAGUCUCUGAUCAAUGAAGAAGAUCAAAAACAUCACAGUGCACAACCUGUACAUCAGUCAGAAUUACAAAGAUGCAUGUUUUUAGUAAAUCAAGCACAAGAUGCGGAUGAAACAGGUUUGAAAGAUAUAGCUGUGAAGUUAUAUACAGAUGCUGCUGAACUUGGACUUAAAGUUAAAACCACAGACUCAGAUGUAAAAGGAAAAUUAACAGCCCUUGUCCGAUUGGCCUUAGACAGAGCAGAAUCUCUGAAAGGCUUAAAAUUAAACAAUAAUGAUAUUUUGAAGACGCUUUCUCAAUUGCCUCCUGUGCCAGAAACAAAUUUAGAUGUAGAUGGAGAUGUAGAAGCAGAUGUAGAUGUAGCAACAACUUCUACAAAUUUCAGUAACACAGAAAAACAAACUCAGUCACCUCUACUUCGUGGUGGUAGUGUUCAUUUGAAAGUAAGCGGCGGUAGUAGCGGUUAUUCCGAUGAGGAGAAACGAGUUUUACAUCAUAGCUCUCAUAUUAACGAACAUAAGUUCCUUCCUUUCAUGAGUAUUGAUCUCCGAGAAAAUUUUCAAUUUGCUAUUCCGUUUACUGACAAAGAUGGUUUAUUAGAAUUGGCUCCAAAGCAAAAGCCUGAUUUUGUUAGAUGGGCUCGUCCAGAAGAAUUGUUUCCAGAACCAACCAUGCUCAUGACUCAUCAUGUUGAUUUUUACAGCAUUAAACAAACUGUUGUUUCUGAUUGUUCUUUCGUUGCGUCACUUGCUGUUAGCGCUCAGUAUGAAAGAAAAUUCGGACGCAGACUAAUUACAUCUAUUAUUUAUCCACAAAAUAGAAAUAAAGAACCAAUUUAUAAUCCAUUCGGAAAAUACAUGGUGAAACUACACAUUAAUGGUGUUCCACGCAAAGUUAUAAUAGAUGACUUAUUGCCUGUAAGUCGAUACAACCAAUUACUUUGUUCCUACUCUAGCAAUCGUGGGGAGCUGUGGAUCUCAUUACUUGAAAAAGCAUAUAUGAAAGUAAUGGGUGGUUAUGAUUUUCCUGGUUCAAACAGUAAUAUAGAUUUACAUGCUUUGACUAGCUGGAUACCAGAGAAAUGGGCCAUAAGACCAGAUGAACCAGACUUUAAUAAAGACAACUUGUUUAAUAUUUUAUUAACACGAUUGCACAAAGGAGAUGUAUUAGUAACUGUAGCAACUGGAAAAUUGUCUGACUUGGAUGCUGAAAGAACUGGUCUUGUUCCAUCUCACGCGUACGCAGUUCUUGAUGUCAGAAAAGUAAACGAUGAAAGAUUAUUACUACUUAAAAACCCAUGGUCGCAUUUAAGAUGGAAAGGAAAUUAUUCUGAACUUGAUACUAUACAUUGGACUAAUGAAUUAAAAGAAACACUAAAUUAUGAUCCAGAUUCUGCCUCUCAAUUUGACAAUGGUAUAUUCUGGAUUGAUUAUGAUAGUAUAUGUCACUUUUUCGAUGUAUUUUAUUUGAACUGGAACCCAGGUCUAUUUCAUUAUACUUACUGCAUCCACCAAAUGUGGAAUGCGGGUAUAGGUCCAGUGAAAGAUGUGUAUAAUAUAGGCGAUAAUCCUCAGUUUUUACUGGAAGCGCAAAGCAAUGUUACAAGUGCUAUAUGGAUCCUUUUGACGAGACAUAUUACAGAUAUUGCAGAUUUUCGGGAAAAUCAAGAAUAUAUAACGGUAUUAGUCUAUAAAAAUGAUGGGAAAAGAGUGUAUUAUCCUCAUGAUCCACCGCCGUACAUUAAUGGUGUAAAAAUAAAUAGUCCACACUAUCUUUGCAAAAUAAAAUUGGAUGCACAAAGCGAUACUCGUUAUACCCUAGUUAUUUCGCAAUAUGAAAAAACAAAUACAAUAUAUUAUACUUUACGUGCAUAUGGAACAUGCCCAUUCACGUUACGUAAGAUAUCGAAUUUUUAUAAAUAUGAAAAAGAGAUUACCGAUGGUCAAUGGAAAGGCAUUACAGCUGGUGGAUGUAGCAAUCAUCCGACGUAUCAAAAUAAUCCACGUUACCAAUUAAUAUUAGAAAGCUCAAAUAAUGAUAACUACCUAUUGAUUAUACUAAAGGGUCCAAAAGAAUAUCAAAUAGGAUUUUAUGUUACAUCAGUGGUGUUGAAUGAUUCUGAUGCACCUGGUGCAUUCAAAGUGAAGAACUCUGGUCCAUUUAGGUCAGGGUUUAUCUAUCUUGAAUUGGACAGUGUGCCAGCUGGAACUUAUAAUAUUGUUCCAUCAACGUAUAAUCCUGGUCAGGAGGGACCGUUUUUCUUGAUUUGUAAAUCAUCUUGCAAACUGCAACUUCAGCGGCUUCAAUAAUUGAAAAUGAGUUCUAGCACAAAUUACUGCUUUUGUAUUAAAGAAUAUUUAAAAUACGUUACAGAAUUGUGGAGAGCACGAUGUAUAGCACCAAUUACUAUAUAUAAUAACAAAAAAUUUGUUGUUAAAUAUUUAUAUUUACUGUUACACAAUCUUGAAUGUACCAAAGUAUAAAAAUUAAUGUCAUAAAUGGUGAAAUGAUUAAAUGGCAGAAUACUAUAAAACGUUUUUUAUUUUAUAUUUUAGAAGUACAAAUUAAUAAUGAGACUAGACAACUACUGACUGUAUUAUGAAAACUUUUGUGGCACUUUAUUUAUAAUUAGCAUUCAAUUUAUGUGCUAUCGUUUGGCACAUAUGCAGAUGAAUAUUAUUGAAUAUAACUUUUCGAUAUUUCAAUAAACUAUUUAAUAUUCUUUGUACUGUUUUUAUAUACACAUAAAGAAUGAGAAUGAAUUUGAAUGUUUCAUUUUUAAUGAAUUAUGUCAAAUGAAUACUACUCGGCAUACAAGUUCAAAAAUGCACUGUGACGCUAUAAAUCUAUUUCCAUAGACGUAUCAUUAAUGCUUUCUAUAAGAAUUGUAAAUCAAUGCUUCUCGCAUUUUAUUCAUAUGUUUCGUGUACUUCACUGUAUUUUGCACCUGUCACAGAAACUAUGUUCUAAAAUAUUAUUUCUUAUUAUACAGAAUUGUUUCUUUCGAUUAUGUCAUUAUGUUAUACAUUUUCAUAUUUAUUUAAACUGAGCCUUUUGUUUUAUAUUAUAC